AUGACCAGAAGCCUGCUUUUCUGUCUCCCGUUUUUAUUCUCCGGGAUUUCGGCCCUCCGAAAAGUCAAAGACUUCGAGAGUCAACUCUACGAAGAUCUACUCUAUGAUUACAACCGGAUACCUCGGCCAGUCAAAAAUUCAUCCGAUAUCUUGACCGUGGAAGUUGGGGCUUCACUGAUACGGAUUAUCGAUGUGGACGAGAAAAACCAGGUCCUCACCACGAAUUUAUGGCUGGAAAUGCAAUGGUUCGACUCAAAGCUAACGUGGAAUCCCGAGAAGUAUGGAAAUAUCACAAAGCUCCACAUUCCGAGUGAAUUCCUUUGGACCCCGGAUUUGUGCUGUAUAACCAAGUACGUCAUCGAUGCAGAGGAACAUUACUUUGUCAAUUUAGUGCUGCUGGAGAUCCGGAUAUUACGAUUC
Molecule: messenger RNA, 420 nt
Organism: Mesorhabditis spiculigera
Lineage: Eukaryota; Metazoa; Nematoda; Chromadorea; Rhabditida; Rhabditidae
Source: the annotation of a GenBank genome assembly